AUGGCAGACCUAGAGAUUGAAGAUAAGGUAUGGGAAUCAGAGGUGAUCUUCAUUGAUUCUCUCAAGCAAGAAGGCACUGUGUACCGCCAUGUGCCAAACCUCAAACUUGACCCUACGGAUAGGGACCCAGAGCCCUUAGGCACAUACUGUCCAGAGGGGGAAUUCUAUGUCAGACUUGUAAGGCGUCAGUGCGAAAGACUUAGCGUGUUGGAAAAGGAGCCGGAACUAUAUUUAUCUGUCCAUUUUCUCAACAUCUGUAUGACUGGUGACAGCAAAACCCACUACCAAUGGCAGGCUUACCGAACACCUCAACACGAUGACGACAUGGUUUUUCAGCCCAUAAAAGGAAUAGACGGCAAUCGCACAGGCUAUUAUCGACCGGUCAAAGAGCUGGAGUAUCGGAAGUGGAAGAGUAUGAUAGAAAGCCCCCCCGUGGGCACUGGUAAGGACACGAUCAGAGGCGGGUAUCAAGUUCCUGCUCGCAGACGAAAUGGCAGGGCGGAGAUGGUCGGGCUGCACAAAAGGUUCACGAGCAUGGCAGAUGCUGAGUUAUGGGCGAGUAUAUUUCGGAGUGCAACAUCACUAUGGAGCAUCAGCAAUGCAGGAGCUGCGUUCCGUGGUAUUGACCCUAAGGGGAUCACGGUCUACAUCCUGCCAAGUUCAAGAGUCAGGGGAAUCGGUGAAGGAGCUAAUAUCACUUGGACCGAUGUGAAAGAUGGAUUCGAGGAAUUGCCCAGCCGUCUGAGCACCAAGUACACUGUUUUGGAAAAUAGUCAGGCUAUUGAAGACAAGGGGUUGGUGUUGUAUUCCAACAAUCCCUUUUUCUACUACAGCUCAUACGUUUCCAAGGAUACCGCAGAGGCAUUUGGAUUAUACUCUUCUCGGCCUCUGAAGCUCUAUACCGACGAGGCAGGUGACAAGCUAGCAGAGAAGAUGGAGCCUCGCCAAUCAGAUGUCAAGAUCCAGAAGAGACUUGCCAGAGAUGGAAUCGUGAUGGAGAGAACUAAUGGAUCUAUUAGCCUUUCGGCUUCCCGUAUGCUGAAGGCUACUUCCAAGCGAAGCGAGACGAGCUCACAAAAGACUGUGAUGGGCAUUUCGGCACCGGAGGCGUGGGAAACGAGCCAAAUCCAACCCAACAUGAUGUUUGGCACAUGGGAAAUGAACUCGUGGAUGCUCAGAUACGAAGCUGCCUUUCAAAGGCUGUUCAAGCUCGAGCGCGACUUCAGAAAAAAAGCCGAGGUGGUUGGCCAGUUACGCUUCGAAUCCUUCGAACCUCCCGAGCAAAAUGAAAAGUCUUGGUUCGACAGCUGUGACUGGAUCCAUUUCGAAAUACAAUGGAAUCUAGAGAUGAAGGAAAAGUCACAUCUCCUUGAUAGAGACUUGCUAGCUAUGGGCUUGAGGAUCAACCCUUUUAAUAGAUCCUGCUUCACCAAGGGUGAAGCCAUGGUCGACAUCGCCUUGCUCAAAACGAUUUUCAAUCGCAAGGCAGAGGGCUUACCUAGGGCGAUGAAGAGUGAAAGGCUUGGAGCAGAGUCCGUGUUGACCAUUAGUAUGGGCAAGCAAGAUGAUGGGAGGGCCUUUGAGGUGCUUCUAGCAGAUCUUGAAACCCAACUUGUUUUGUCAGGCAACAUCAACCGAUUAGACUCCCCUGACGACCUUCAAUCUCAAUUUACUCAGCCUAGAGACUCUCUCUUUACGGCUGUUAACAAUGAAGCUGUUGAGAUGAAGACCCUGGAGGCACCAGGAAAAGGGGACAUGAUUGUUGUUGGAGGUAUCCCCUUGACCAAUACCAGACUGAUUGUCCUGGAUCACCAGGGCAAGUACGCAAACCUCCCAGUCACUGUUCGGGGUAUUGAUAGCUUUGCCAACGAGGCUGGACUACUGUUGGUACCAGCCGCUCGAGAAGGCCAAAUCACCGUCGCCCAAGCAUCAAAGACGAAGCCUAUCCUCAUAUUAUCCUCAUCUCCACGCCUCGGCAUGGAGGUUAUUGCGCCUUCAAUCGCUACAGUCUCUCAGGUGGCUGAGCUAGCCACUAAAACCUUUAGAGAGGCCGGCGCGUUGCCUGCUGCAGAUUAUGUCCUCCAAGGCGACGUUCAAGGGCUGUUUGGCAUUCCUGGUCUUAGCGGUGAGCUGUUGAGUAUUCAGGGCUCAGGUCCCCAGGACCCAAUACAGGAGAAGGUCAAACCCUACCUCAGCAGCUCUGCUGAUGGUUACAUUGCGACCCUGUUUCCCUCGCUCAACAGCGAUAUAAUCCAGAAGUUACCGAUAGAUAACGUUGAGUUUACGUACUCGAACAAGCUCGACGACUUUCAUAACCCGGAGGGACUAUCACUGAACGCUGACAUUACCUUUACGGGGCCGCUAAGUCCUGUAAAAGAGCUACUGCAGUUCAUCUACAGUGGAAACGAAGACAACACGCCACCCACAAAACUUCGAGUCCAGGCGCGACUGAGCCCAGAAAGAAAUUGGCGUGAGCCGCUAGAGUUGAACAACUUUGCCUUGCGAGGCUCCGUCGAUCAAUCGCUUUGGCUUGGAGAUAUUAUAAGGUUCCGGAAGGUCGGCGUAGAAGUGUCUGUAAUCAGCAUUUCAUCGUUUGACAAUGACAAGAACAAGACAACCUGGAAGCUUGGAUAUGGAUUGUGUGGAGAGCUGGAGAUCAGCAAGAUUCAAAAAACCGGUUUGCCACUGACCGUCAAAUACUGGAUGAGAAAGAUUGGCGAUACCUACAGUCUCAGCAUGGCCCUUUCAUCGCACGAAUGGACUUCCGUCUUUGGUAUUGAGAAUCUUGAUUUCCAAGCUUCGAUAGACAUUAACAACUUGGAAGAGUCUCUUGUACUAGGUGUCAGUGCAAUGAUGAAGCUUGGCGAUGGGGAUAUCUUCCUAGCAGGGCAGUAUUCAAAAUCGGAAACCUACCUAGAAGCUGAAGUCGGGAAUAUGACAUGGGAUGAAAUCGUGAAGGCUUACACCCAAAUCACAGGCAAGUCUGUUGACGCUGCAACAAAUAUCGAUGAGCUGGAGUUCGAGAAUAUGUACAUCAUGUUUUCUACUGCCGGGAUCGAGAUCAGGGGCAAGAUCUGCUUCAACGGCGCAACCAGUGCCGCGGGAUACAUCAUGUUCGACGAUGAGGGCCUAUCUAUAGGCGGUGCCAUUGGAAGCUUUCAGGUUCCCGACACGAACAUAGUGAUUGAAGAAGCUGGUCUUGACAUAUUCAUUGGCUCUAGGGGAAGUGACAAGACAAGUGGUCGAGCUAGUAGGCUAGCGCUCAAGGGUCUCGUCCAUUUUCAAGGCAUCAGAGUGGCUGCGGGACUUGAAACCAGCACUGAUGGGUCGCCGAACUCACGGAGAUGGAUUGUCUAUGGUGCCUAUGAAGGUAAUCUUCGACUGUCCGCGUUGGAGGCAGCUAAGACUCUCAAAGAGCAUCCAGAUCUGGAUAUUGAACUAAAGUACGUGGCCAUCAUAGCAUCCAACAAAAGGGGCAUCUGGACAGACCCUUUGAGCAAGAGAAAAUACUCUCUUUCUAAUGGGCUCUCACUCUUUGCACUCAUCGAUCCCCUACCAGCAAUCAACAACCUCGCAAGGAACAAGACAGUCCGUGGAUUGACUCUCAUCGCUUCUAUCAGUGCUGAGAGGCUCUCGGUGGCAAUUGAGCUUCCAGACAGUAUCGGUAUAGAUAUGGGCGAUAUUGCAAAGGUCGACCGGUUCUCUGUUAGGCUGGACAUCUCAAGCACGCCCAAUUUGACGCUCAGCUGCGACUUACGAAUCAACAUGGCUCAACAGCCACCGCUGACAUUCCAUUCCAAUCUUAAGGCAUUACUACACGAAGCAAACGGUGAAAUUUACCUUGACCCCGAGGUCCCAUGGAGGAAUCCUUUUGGCGUUAGCGAUAAGAUUGUCGUGCAGAAGCUGGGCGGCAGUGUUGCGUUCAGAUAUGCAAGCGUUCUGGUGGAAGGCCCAAGUGAGCUUGCCUUUGGAGGCAUGGUAAAGUGCGGUAAUUUCACGGGAGAAGCUUUUAUUGUCGUGACUAAAUUGCCUACUCGUCAAGUUCUCAAGGUCAAUAUAUCAAAUGUCAACGUGAGUGAGCUAAUUAGAAUGGCUGGGGAAAUUGGAGACUUGGACGCACUGCGAAAUAUCAGCGCCGGCGACUUUCUUGUCUUCAAUAAAGCUGAAAUGUACUUCUCUACUGGUAUUGAAGAAGCCCUGGGAGAGGAAUUCCCUGCGGGAAUCUCAGCCAAGGGAGAUGUCACGGUGUUCGGGAAGAGGGCCAACUUCGAGGCAUCACUGGGCUCAGGGGGCUUCGAGCUGAGGGGCGAAGUGGAUGCCUUCAAGAUUGGCCCCCUUGAGGUGCGCUCUGCCAGCGGAAACCCACGAGCGAAGCUUCAAAUUGCCACGACUUCCGAAAAGCAACUGUUGGAGAUUGACGGCUUGGUAAUCAUCGGAGGAGACGAAGACCAGAUCAAGUUUGAUCUAAGAGCCGUGGCCACAAACGUGGCGAACCUCAAGGACCUCUCACAAGCAAAUGUGAACUUCACUCUCACUCUCAACACUGAAAUCUUGGAGCUUUUCUACAACGGUAUUCUCGACUUCUUAGCAGAGCUGCAAAAUAUAGUCACAGCAUCAACAGAGGCGCUCGAGUUUGUGCUUCAGAAGAGGAGGAACGAGAUUUCUGACGAGGUCAAGAUUAAGAAGAAGCAAAUUAGUGCUCUGAAGACCAGAAUCGUGGAAGAGAAGGAAAUACGCGAUAAGGAGAGAGCCAAAGCGGAGCUAAAGAAGCUGGAGGCGGAGGCUGAACUAGAAAAGCUGCAGAGGGCAGCAGAUACUACUAAGCAGGCCAAAAAAGAAGCCGAGGGUGAGCUCAAAGACCUCUUGAAGCAGAUCGACCUCGAUCGAGAGGCGAUAAAGGCGGAAAAGAGUCUCGAGUGGGCUUCUCUCCUUGAAAGUGCAGAGAAAGAACAAGAAAGGCUGUCAAAAGAGAGAGCCGAGCUGCAAGGCAAGAAGAAGUCAACGUUCGGGAAUGUUGCCCUUGAGCUGGAGAAGUAUACCGAAUGGUUCAAUAUAGCGAAAGCGAAAUUGGCAGGACUUCUAGCGGACUCGAACGAGAGGAAGAAGAACUUGCCAAAUCUGGGAAUACUUGCAAGAGUUAAAGAACUCAUCUAUAUCAAUACGAUCGACGCAGCAGCCACCUUUCUCACUAACAGACUUGAAGAGGGCGCGGGUGUUCUCCAGGACUACAGAGACACCCUCAAUCGGCCGGAAUUUCGCGACAUAGAAAUUCAGAUCCAGGAAAAAGACGCAGCGCUCCAGAAAGCAACCGAAAUGGUGGACAGGCUUGCUAAGCAGGGCCUUGAAGGUUUCAUCGAGGCAGCACUGGAGGAUAAAGACAAGUUUUUGAAAGCCAGGAAAGCUGAGCUCGAUGCCAUGCAAGAUGGAAACUCGCGAUGGAUGCAGGCCAUUCGUGAGGCACAGGCCAAACUUGAUGCUGGGCGACCUGAUCUGGAUCGCAUCAUCGACGAGGAGCAAGAGAAGAUCAACCAAGCUAGAGACAGCAUGCAGCUCCGCCAGCUACAGCAAGAGCUACAAUCAGCCGAGGAUGAAGAGAUGCGUAAGCGAGAGCAGCAUGACGCCAUCAGUACGGGUUUGCGCAUGAUUCAAAACGAGAUCGAUAGGGGUUCUGAGUCGGUACGACAACUGGUGCAAAGCGUCAAGCCGGUCAAUUUCAAGAUCAAAGGAGUGACGAUUACGGCAGACGGUAAGGAGAUAGCCCAGGGGCGUGCUAUGAGUUUCAAGAUUACCGUUGAGCAUGAGGGCAAGAUGAUCAUACUGGAGGAAACGUGGGCGCCUUUCCAGAAGCCAGCUGAAUUAUAUCGGGAUAUCAUGAAGGGGCUGCUUAAGAACUGA
Messenger RNA from Fusarium mangiferae, 5895 nucleotides. RefSeq lists its product as uncharacterized. NCBI's taxonomy places the organism in Eukaryota, Fungi, Ascomycota, Sordariomycetes, Hypocreales, Nectriaceae. The record is from RefSeq and is a predicted model, not a curated record. Bases 1 to 5895 code for a protein of 1964 amino acids. The transcript is spliced from 10 exons.